AUGAACACGACUUGGUUCACAACCGAACGACCUGAACACGGCACUGUCCCUCCUUCCCCUCGUGGCCACUCUCGACCACAUUCUCUCUGGGCUGCAUUGACGUUUGCUUGGUUGCUGGUCGAGUCCCGUCAAAAGGAAUGCUAUCAUUUGCAGAGAAAAGUCGGGCAUGGGAAGAUGGGAUCCGCGCAUAAGAAAGCUUUCGUACGAAGUAUCUCCACUCCACCGUUCGGGUUGCUUCCUAUCAAGAAACAGGCCACCCUUUACCGCCCAAUCCGGACCGGUUCACGACUUUGCUGCCGAACCACCCAACACCACUCACUGCACUGGUCCUGCAUGGUAACCAAGUGGUGUCAAUGGCCCCGUACGGUGGUGUAUAGAUGAUGAUGAGGCAUCAAAUUUGUCUUGCACCGGAUCAAUCACCGUAACUAAAAGCGGGCGGUUGGUGCUGUUGGUGCGGUUGCCGCUGGCUGCCAUUCAUUGCAUGCUAUCUUUGAGCCCUCUCCUCUGCCCUCUGCUUUGCCCUUUGACUUUGCCCGCUCGUGGCGAAUAGCUGUGAUGGGACGAGUACUUGAUACCUGAGCAAUCCCUUUGGCUUAAGAAGCGAGGAUUCCUCUGCUCCUCCUUGCACAAUCAUAAUAUCACUUCGUUGGACACCUUACACAGUCAUCCAUCAUCAUCAGCAUCAUUCCUGCUGUCAGCGUGCAGAACUAGAGCUUUUGAGGGGUAGCAUAGCGUUGCGAAGGUCUCCACAGAGUACUCGCACUGGCAAUCCCACUGGCACUGCACUGCACUACUGCCAAGUCCUCGUCCUCGACCCUUGAGUCUUGACCUCUUGACUUCUCCCCCUUAUCCCUGCGACACAUCUAACCUCAGAUUCUCAUACAGACCCUGGGGGACCACCACCACACGACAGGACAGCCAACGACCUUUGGCAUCCCCUUUCCCUUGCCAUCGCCCUCAACUCCUGUCCCGUCCCAUCACCAACGUGCCUCCCUCUUGUGGCAUCUGCCGAACGCUCAUCUCUCAUAUCGUGAACUUCCUCCCACCAGCGGCUGUCUUCCCACGAAGCACCCAGUUGUGUAGGGCAACUGCAUUUGCAUUUGCAUUCCAUUUGCAUUACCAAAAAUCCGUGACGGUUGCUGUUGUGCUUAAACCCGCCCCGGCCUUGCAGGUUGGUGGUGUCGGUACUUUGGCUGGUUUAGCCGCAUCCAACUAACCUAGUCCCGACCUCUGACCUCUGACCUCCACUGCUAGCUUGAUCUUUAUCUGCUGGCGUUCACCGUUAGCACUGAUUGUCUACCCCAUCAACUUGUUUGCUCAAGAUCGCCACUCCCACUCCCACCCGCACUCCACAACCAUUCCUACCACGUCCCCAGACGCAAGAGGUCCGUCCGUCCAGCUGCUGAAGGAGAUCAGGCGUUGCGCGGCCUGCGAAAUAGCCGUCGUCUUGUCGGCUGGUGAUUCAAGUGACGAGAGACCGAGAGACUUGGGCCGAUAAUACUACAACCCUGAUCCAACGACCGCCCUCCACCCAGCAUACACCACCAGACACACGACCGAUCAAGCUGCAGAAGAUAUCAUGGUGGUCGCAACAAUCAAGAAAGUGCCGCCGACCCCUUUUCUGCGAUUCCCAACUAACAGGCUUGCAGGUGUGUGGUAGUUGGGGAUGGUGCCGUGGGCAAGACCUGUCUCCUCAUCAGUUACACGACCAACAAAUUCCCGUCGGAAUACGUCCCUACCGUCUUUGACAAUUAUGCCGUCACUGUGAUGUGAGUUUCGACGCUCCAGAUACCAAGAUAUCGAGGUGCCGAGGCACGCAUAAAUCCAGAUCUAAUAUGGCCCACAGGAUUGGCGAUGAACCAUAUACCCUAGGACUCUUCGAUACCGCUGGACAAGAAGAUUACGAUCGUCUACGUCCUUUAUCAUACCCGCAAACCGAUGUCUUCCUCGUCUGCUUCUCCGUCACCUCCCCCGCAUCCUUCGAAAACGUGCGCGAGAAAUGGUUCCCAGAAGUGCACCACCACUGCCCAGGCGUUCCCUGCUUGAUCGUGGGUACCCAGACCGAUUUAAGAGAGGACCAAAGUGUAAGGGAGAAGUUAGGCAAGCAGAAGAUGUCACCAGUCAAGAAGGAGGAUGGAGAGCGAAUGGCCAAGGAGUUGGGUGCGGUCAAAUACGUUGAAUGUAGUGCUUUGACGCAAUACAAGUUGAAGGAUGUAUUCGAUGAGGUGCGUUCUUAUUCCCUCUCGGUGUUCACUGACCAGAUUUCUGACAUGAAUGACAGGCAAUCGUAGCAGCUUUGGAGCCACCGAAACCCGUCAAGAAGCCACACAGAUGUUUAAUACUUUGAUCUUCUUUCAGACCAGACUCGAUGAUGCCAAAAAUCCAAACUUUAUACCAGCUCCCUAUACAAUAUCACCCUCCUAUACAUCUUCCCGUCUUCUUUUCGCGAGCCAAAUUCUAUGACCAGUUCGGGGGUGGCGCAAUCUCUGUUUUGAAAAUGGGCAUAUUAAGUGGGGGAAGACUUUCGAUCUGUCGCCGCAAUUUGCUGCGAAUUGGAGGGAUAUGGAGUUUUUGCACGUCGUACCCCCUUUACCUCUGCCGGUAAUCACAGAAUGAUCUUCUCCAGGAUUUGUACCUUGAAAGGAAGGAUGGAUAUAAAGAUCGUAUUGCUCCAGGAACAUGCCUUGAGCGAGUUUUUUUCUCUCCUAUUGGGCGUGGUCUUUUACUGCGAGGCACAAUCUUUUUUGCUUCGUGCGCGGCUCUAUUUUUCGGGUACCGAAUCUUUCUGUUUUCGAGGUCGUCGUUUUUUUACUACUUAGCGUUUUGCAAGUUCUCUCCU
Hymenoscyphus albidus is the source of this 2839-nucleotide messenger RNA. The record is from the annotation of a GenBank genome assembly. NCBI's taxonomy places the organism in Eukaryota, Fungi, Ascomycota, Leotiomycetes, Helotiales, Helotiaceae.